Messenger RNA from Toxotes jaculatrix (banded archerfish), 3197 nucleotides. RefSeq names its product TBC1 domain family, member 24 (gene tbc1d24). The record is from RefSeq and is a predicted model, not a curated record. NCBI's taxonomy places the organism in Eukaryota, Metazoa, Chordata, Actinopteri, Toxotidae. The transcript is spliced from 10 exons. Bases 351 to 2066 code for a protein of 571 amino acids.
CUCACGUCUCAAGACAUCUCGCAGCCAGCUGAAAUCUCUCCACAUCAACAAACUCCAAGAGCCUGCGGACUAAAUUAAUUUGUGGUGGCCUCAAACAAAAAAUCAGAACUCCUGAUUCCUGUAUGGACCACAGUGCAGAUGGUGGCCAUAAUGUAGACCUAACCACAUAUGCCUUAUAUAUGCUAAGUAGGCUAAGCUCUUCUCAGGAUGAAGACAGUGACCAACAUGGGCAGUUAAGAAAAACAGGCUAGUUAUCUAGUUAUCUGCUGUGUGGAGGACAGAAGGUUUGUGAAACCCCAGAGCAGCCCUCCUCUCUUCCCACUCAGGCAGUCCAGCAGGUUUCCAGCACUAUGGCUGAAGAAGACUAUGGCAGCUUUGUGGACUGGAACCAGAUGGGGGAUCUGGCCAAGAGCAGCGGGCCCACCAAGGUAGACUGUAAAGACCUGAAAGAGUUCAAACAGAUGGCUCGGCAGGGUUACUGGGCCAAAAACCACAAACUACGGGCACAAGUCUACCAGCAACUCAUCAAAGCCAUUCCCUGUCGUACAGUUACUCCAGAUGCUGAAGUAUAUCGUGACAUUAUGGGAAAUGCAGCCACUAAGAAGCCAUCCUCCCACAUCCCGCUGCCAGAGUUUGUGGAUGGAAAUCCUGUGCCACGGUACUGUCUGAAGGCAGAGGCGGUAGCCUCAGCCCAUCAGAUUAUCAACUGCCUGGCUGGACAGUUUCCAGAUAUCUCCCACUGUCCAUCACUUCCAGCUGUUACUUCAUUGCUUCUGCACUUCAGCGUAGAUGAAGCACAAUGUUUUGAGCACGUCAGCCGCAUACUGGCCUGCAACGAGCCAGGCAAGCGACUGCUGGACCAGACUUUCUUGGCCUAUGAGUCUGGCAGCAUGACUUUUGGUGACCUGGCCAACAAGUACUGCGUAGCCGCCCACAAACUGAUUGUAGCCACAGCCCAGGAUGUGCUUGAAGUCUACACAGACUGGCAACGUUGGGUGCUUGGUGACCUGCCUUUCAGCCAUGUGGUCAGGGUCCUGGAUGUCUACCUAGUGGAGGGCUACAAGAUUCUGUACCGUGUGGCUAUAGCCUUGCUCAAGUUCUAUCGCAAGCAUAAAGCAGGAGCCCAGGGGGGCCAGGACAACCAGCAGCAGCAGGAUUCAAGCAAAGUCAGGGCGGACAUUCAGGCUUUCGUCAGGGGCAUUGCCUCCACCGUCACACCUGACAAGCUGCUAGAGAAGGCCUUCUCCCUCCGCCUGUUCAGCCGUAAGGAGAUCACUCUGCUGCAGCUCACAAAUGAAAAGUCCUUGCAGCAGAAGGGAAUCACUGUCAAACAGAAGCGUUCUAGGCGGAACGUGCAGCUGGCGCUCAACCCUGAUACCUUCUCCUCUGAGAUUGUCAGUCCCAAGGAGAUGCGGGACAUCUGGUCGUGGAUCCCUGAGCGCUUUGCCCUGUGCCAACCACAGCUCCUCUUCACCACAUCCACCCAUGGUUGCAGCCUGAACAGAUUCUACUCACACUGUGAAGGCUACGAACCCACACUUCUCCUCAUCCGGACCACAGAUGGUGAUGUGUGUGGAGCCUUCCUAUCUACAGAUUGGGAGGAGCGGAAGAGGGGAGGCAACAAAUUGAGCUUCUUUGGCACGGGGGAGUGCUUUGUCUUUAGGUUGAAGCCAGAGGUAGAGCGCUAUGAGUGGGUGGUGAUUCGUCACCCUGAGCUAGCCUCCUCCAUCAAGACUGAGGGUCAAGAGGACACUGCCUCCUCUGAUGGCCAAAAUUUGGACAACAACAGCUUACAGCAGCCAGAGAAACCUGUUGGAGAUCUGUCGCCCUUCCUCUCGGCUCGCCACUUCAACCUCAACUCCAAGAAUACUUCCAUGUUCAUGGCCGGAAACUUUGACUCCAUUAUAGUGGGGGGAGGCGAAGGCAACGCUCUUUACAUUGACUCAGAACUGAACCAUGGGCGCAGCAGCAGGUGCGCCACCUUUGACAACCCGCCCCUGUGUGCAGAGACCUUCCAAGUUUCACUGCUGGAAGUAUGGGGUUUCCAGGAUGCCAUGGCCUCAUAAUGCUGUACACAUAAACACACACUGUACAUUCAUGUAGGUCCAUACAUAGCACAGCACAUAGGUUCAUGUUAAUGCAGACAGAUUUAACACUUAAACAUAUUAAAGCAAAAAGUCAUGAUCAAAAAUUCCAGCAAAGUGUUUGAGGUGGAAAAUGCAGAUAUGCAAACAGAAUUUAAUCCGUCCUACAAAUUUCUUUAUGAUUACCUGUUUUUUAUUUAUUAAAGCAGUUAAUCCAAAUUAUAUGAACAAAAAUGUGAUAUUUUUUUGUUGGUUUUUGUGUUUAUUUUUGUAUUUACAGAUUUGUAUAAUGGUGUACUAAUUUUGUUGAAGUGUGUGAUCAAAUGAAGGAACUCUAGAUAAAGCUGAUGUGAGGAUUAUCUAGAGGGCUUUGUGAUGUCGGCUGUGAUGUAUUCAUGUUCAUGCUGAGCUGCAAUAUUUAAAUUUCUGAAUGUAAAUUCAGCACUUAAUGUUCUGUGGUUUAGCUCAGUCUGCCAAAUUUACUGUUUACCAGGCCAUGUUGAUCAACUGAGGUUUAUGAUAAAGUGUGUGAGGUCAAGUCCUUGUUUGGUGAUAAGUGUUUUUAAAUGUUGAACGAGCAACACUAAGAUGUAGUAAAGUUGCGCCAGUUCAGCUAGAUUUGGCUCAAGUCCUGUUUCAUUCCCCCCACACUUACUUAUUGUACAUAUGUGGGAGAUCUGCUGAAUUAAUUAAUGUGAUAAAUGUUUGUAUCAGUGGUGAAUUUGAGUGUUGCCAUUUUGCACCAUAUGUCGAAGCUUUUUUUUUUGAAUGAGUGGCAGCGUCCCCUUUGUAUAGUAAAUGAAUACUCAUGUGAAUAACAGUUCAAAUUUUUUAAAAGUAAAAACUCAGAAGGUGUUUCUGAUUUUACAAAUAGUGGUGAUAAAUCCAGUUUGCUCAUUCCUCUCUUCUUCUGACCAUCUUCCUGUAACUUCCGUCCUUUCUCCUGUGAAAACAGUAACAAAAGAAGUCCAGAACUGUGCUGUGUUGGCAAAACAUUGUGGGGUUAUACAACCUAUCUGUAUCUGUAUGUUCAGUUAUGUGCUCCAGUGAAACAUGAGCUGAGUAACUACAAAUGUAUUCUACAUGUGAAAAUACAGCAAUGCGCUUUCAGUA